Cyclopterus lumpus (lumpfish) is the source of this 1459-nucleotide messenger RNA. RefSeq names its product reticulon-4 receptor-like 1 (gene rtn4rl1a). The coding region runs from base 92 to 1459 and encodes 455 amino acids. The transcript has 3 exons. Gene Ontology annotation, molecular function: protein binding. NCBI's taxonomy places the organism in Eukaryota, Metazoa, Chordata, Actinopteri, Perciformes, Cyclopteridae. Gene Ontology annotation, cellular component: plasma membrane. The record is from RefSeq and is a predicted model, not a curated record.
AUUUUAACAACCAGCAGCACAGGAUUGGACCCUCACAGGGAUGCUACUCCAGCACAGACACCACUAGACGGUCCAAACAGCGGCUGCCAAUAUGUUUAGGCGAGGUUAUGGUGGGGUGGAGUUACUGUUGGUGCUGUGUGGCCUGGAUCUCUCUCUGCCCUGCCCUCGCCACUGCAUCUGCUACACCUCACCGAGCACCGUCUCCUGCCAGGCCCACAACUUCCAUGCCGUGCCUGAGGGCAUCCCUGCCCAGAGCGAGCGCGUCUUCCUGCAGAACAACAAGAUCCAGCGGCUGCUUCGCGGCCACUUCUCGCCCACCACCACCAUGUUGUGGCUUUACUCCAACAACAUCUCCUAUAUACAACCCUCCACCUUCCAUGGCUUUGACCGCCUGGAGGAGCUCGAUCUUGGGGACAACCGGCACCUGCAGGCUGUUGCUUCAGACACCUUCCUGGGCCUGGGGAGGCUCCACGCCCUGCACCUAUACCACUGUGGCCUCAUCACCCUGCCUGCAGGCAUCUUCGCGGGCCUCAAUAAUCUCCAGUAUCUCUACCUACAGGACAACCAGUUGGAGUUCCUGGAGGACGAUCUGUUCAUCGACCUUCUGAACCUGAGUCAUCUCUUCCUGCAUGGCAAUAAACUAUGGAGCCUUCGCCAGAACACUUUCCGUGGUCUGGGAGUCUUAGACCGCCUGCUUCUGCACCAGAACCGGAUCCAGUGGGUUGACCGCCAAGCUUUCCAUGACCUGCGGCGCCUCACCACCCUGUACCUGUUCAAUAACUCCCUUACUGAGCUAUCCGGAUCCAGCUUGACUCUUCUGCCGGCCCUGGAGUACCUACGACUGAACGACAACCCCUGGGAGUGCGACUGCAAGGCGCUGUCACUUUGGGAUUGGCUGCGUAGGUUCAGAGGCUCCACCUCAUCUCUGAUGUGCGUUUCACCACCAGAACUGGUGGAGAAGGACCUGAAAACGCUGAAAAAAGAGGAGCUGCCCAGUUGCCUGCCAGCAGAAGGUCAUGCACACGGUGCCCCAGGUGGGGAGAUGGAGCAUGGAGAGUCUUUGAACCACCUGAAUCGUCACAGAAACCAUCACACCCACCAUCAGCGGCCGUACUUGCCACACGGGGAUCAGUACAGCUUGCCUUCACCAUCGCCCCUGCCGCGGCCACCAAAGGGAGGCCGCAGAAACUGUACCCGUCGGGGCCGCAAGGCAAAAGGGGGGCUGAAUGAGGUGCAGGUACUGCGGGAGGGGGGUGAGAAAGACUAUACUCCAGAUGGAGGUAAAUAUGAUCUGUCUGGAACUGCAAGGAGGAAGAACAAGUGCAUCCCUAGAACUUCUGUCGGCCCACCAAGUGGAGUCCAGAGAGCCAAUAAUAACGCAGGGUCACACUUUGCAGAUUAUACCUUCUGUUUACUAACAGCUCUGCUGGUGUCACUCAUCUCCGUCAUCCUACGCUGA